UCCAAUUGGUGAGGAUGCCCUCGGCCGGCGUGGAGAUCCUGGGCAUGAUCCUGGCAGUGGCCGGCUGGCUGGGGGUGAUGGUGGCCUGCUGCCUGCCCAUGUGGCGCGUGGUGGCCUACGUGGGCCAGAACAUCGUGAUGGCGCAGGUGAUCUGGGAGGGCCUGUGGAUGAGCUGCGUCGUCCAGAGCACCGGUCAGAUGCACUGCCGCAUCUACGAGUCCAUGCUGGGGCUCGCCGCCGACCUGCAAGCCUCCCGCGCCCUCACCGUCACCGCGCUCCUGCUGGGCGUGCUGGGCAUCGCGCUGGCCGUGGCCGGCGCCAAGUGCACCAACUGCGCCCGCGACCCGGCCAGCAAGCCGCGGCUGGCGCUGGCGUCUGGAUUGGCGUUCGUGGGCGCGGGGCUGCUGCUGCUGGUGGCCGUGUGCUGGACGGCCCACACCAUCGUGCUGGACUUCUACAACCCGCUGCUGGAGGAGACGCAGAAGAGGGAGUUCGGGAAGUCGCUGUACUUUGGCUGGGCGGCGUCGUGCCUGCUGCUGCUCGGCGGGGCGCUGCUCUCGUGCUCCUGCUCCUGUGCUCGGGCACAGCCUGGCACCCACGCUGGCACUGGCGCCGGCGCCUCCGCGCCCACGCUCUCGCACGGCAGCCGCGCCCGCUACUCCGCCGUCAAAGCCCUCUCCCUCGACGGACACGAGAGGAGAGACUACGUCUAGCAGCAGCAGCUAUGACCCUCCAGCCACAUGACAGUCCGUUCUGGCCCAGAUAUGGCCCAAAUCUGGCCCAUGUGAGGCCGGGUUCUGGACUGGGUUAGCGGGGCUCCUGUCUGGGAUGGCUGGAUCAGUGGACCGGACACUGCCGUGGUCACAGUGGACCAACUGAAUCAUGGAGCUGCAUGCGAGAUACAGAAGUCACAGCCAUAUAGCUAAGAUAAAGGACACAGGCUUCAGUAAGCAUGAAGAGGAGCUUGGACACUCAUCUUUGAACUGAGUCCUCUUUUUCUUUGCCACAGGACACGAGGACACGAGUGGACUUCAGUAACAUGUUUGAUCAUGGUGUGGGGUGAGUGAGGUAAUUCAGAUUACAGUUUCAUGUAAUCUGAAUUCAGAACUGAUUGUCUUUGAAGCAGCCAUGCAGUAUUUUACUGAAGGGGUAAGAUGUCAUUAUUUCUUUCAUCCAGUUUAUUCUGUUUUUUACAGUCCCAUCUGUCUGUCUAUUGGGUGACACAUGUUGAA
Alosa sapidissima (American shad) is the source of this 1232-nucleotide messenger RNA. RefSeq names its product claudin-9. Gene Ontology annotation, molecular function: structural molecule activity. The transcript has a single exon. Bases 15 to 713 code for a protein of 232 amino acids. Gene Ontology annotation, cellular component: bicellular tight junction; plasma membrane. Lineage: Eukaryota; Metazoa; Chordata; Actinopteri; Clupeiformes; Clupeidae. The record is from RefSeq and is a predicted model, not a curated record. Gene Ontology annotation, biological process: cell adhesion; bicellular tight junction assembly.